CGCCACGUCCGCGCCCCGCGUGCCCCGCCUCCCGCAGCCGCCGCCGGGCGGGGACCCUACGAGACCCGAGCCGAGCGCCAUGGGCCGCGCGGGCUCGCACCCGGCCUCGGCGCCGCUGCUGCUGCUGCUGGUGCUGCUCCGGGCCGAGCGGCUGCCGGGCGCCGAGCUCACCUUCGAGCUGCCGGACAGCGCCAAGCAGUGCUUCCACGAGGAUGUGGAGCGGGGCGCCAGGUUCUCCCUGGACUACCAGGUCAUCACCGGAGGCCACUACGACGUGGAUUGCUACGUGGAGGACCCCCUGGGGAACACCAUCUACCAGGAGACCAAGAAGCAGUAUGACAGCUUCACGCACCGGGCUGAGGUCAAGGGUGUUUAUCAGUUUUGCUUCAGUAAUGAGUUUUCCACCUUCUCUCACAAGACCGUCUAUUUUGACUUUCAAGUGGGCGAUGAGCCCCCCAUUCUCCCAGACAUGGGGAACAGGGUCACAGCUCUCACCCAGAUGGAGUCCGCCUGUGUGACCAUCCACGAGGCCCUGAAGACGGUCAUUGACUCCCAGACACAUUACCGGCUCCGCGAGGCGCAGGACCGGGCCCGGGCCGAAGACCUCAGUAGCCGGGUCUCAUGCUGGUCCAUCGGCGAGGUGAUCACCCUGCUGGUGGUCAGUUUCAGCCAGGUGCUGCUGCUGAAGGCCUUCUUCACGGAAAAGCGAGCCAGCCCCCGGGCGCUCCACUCCUAGGCCCCGGCUUCUGCCCCGGGGCCCCGCCCCCAGGCCCCUGCUGGGCCCCGAGGGCCAACCUGGGGUGGGGCCGAGCCCCUGGGGGUGGCACCCAGCUGUUUUCUCCUCGAGCCCGGCCGCUGGCGAUCUGGAGGCAGCUAGCCGCAUUACGUGGGUCACACCGAGAAAAGUGUACAGUCAGGCCCUGACUGUGGGGGGGGGGUCUGGUUGUAGGGGAAGCCCAGGUGCCCCGGCCUCAUGGGGCGGGUACCUCUGCUCCACGGUGCGUGGGUCGUCGGGCUCGGGUAUGUCUCCCUCUCUGAUUUCAUCUUGUUUCGUUUUUCCCUCCCUUCCCCUGUGAUCCUCUGUCUUGUUUCUCAAAUUCCUCGUAUCAGUGAAGUCAUACGAUACUUGUCUGUCUCUGACUGACUGACUUCACUUAGCAUCGUACUCUCUAGUUCCGAAAACACUCGAGACUUGCCAGGAAAACAUUGGCCAAAUGAGAAGUAAGGUAGUAAGCUUAGCGUCGGACAAAGCAUGGUUCUUGGGCACCCUAUCUCACUAAAUGGGAGCAUUACACGCUGUAGUCGUGACACAGUAAGAAACACACGGACGUCUCCAUCCCCAGGCCCUGGCACGGCUCCUGAAACUCUCACAACUCUCACAAUGUCUAAUGAGGCGACUCGGGGGGGCUCCUGGAUGGGGAGCCGGUCACGGGAAAGACCCCCGCCGUGCUCAGAAGUUGGGAACUUUCAGCCCCAUGCCCCAUUCUCCAGAGGAGGGGGUUGGAAAAAGGUCACUCCAAGGAUGGAUCAUGCCUACGUGGAGGAGCCUCCGUGAAAACCCCAACAGUAGAGGGUUCGGGGAGGUUCCGGGCUGGUGCACAGGCAGGGGUGCUGGAGAGGGGCGCCCCUGGGGAGGGCACGAGCUCCACCCCUCCCCACACCUCGCCCUAUGCCUCUCCCCACUGCUCGC
This is a messenger RNA of Callorhinus ursinus (northern fur seal), 1690 nucleotides long. RefSeq names its product transmembrane p24 trafficking protein 3 (gene TMED3). The record is from RefSeq and is a predicted model, not a curated record. NCBI's taxonomy places the organism in Eukaryota, Metazoa, Chordata, Mammalia, Carnivora, Otariidae.